Messenger RNA from Lodderomyces jiufengensis, 1839 nucleotides. It is a transcript of the gene BZZ1, whose product is annotated as Bzz1p. Gene Ontology annotation, biological process: regulation of actin filament polymerization. Bases 1 to 1839 code for a protein of 612 amino acids. Lineage: Eukaryota; Fungi; Ascomycota; Pichiomycetes; Serinales; Debaryomycetaceae. The transcript has a single exon. Gene Ontology annotation, molecular function: protein binding. The record is from RefSeq and is a predicted model, not a curated record.
AUGUCAAUUGAACAACUAUCUAUUGGUAAUGAAUUAAAAGAUUCUUAUAAGGCUACUUCUACAUGGAUUAAUAAUGGAAUAAAUUUUCUAUCCGACAUAGAUCAAUUUUAUAGAGAAAGAGCUUUGAUUGAAAAAGAAUAUUCAACUAAAUUAAAAGCACUUGUGAAAAAUUAUUAUGAAAAGAAGGCCAAAGUUUCAUCAAAUUUAUCCGUAGGAGAUGAACCACAAAUUACCCCUGGAUCCUUAGAAAGUGCUUCGUUGGUUCUAUGGACAGAUGUAUUGACUCAAACUGAAGCAAUUGCGGAAGAGAAAUCUAAUUUUAGUCAUGAAUUAACCAUGAAAAUAGGAGAUAACUUAGUAAGUUUAAGAUCCAAAUGUGAAAGGAUUGAAAAACAAAUUUCAUCCAUAAAUGAUUAUUUGGUUAGUGAAAAAAAGGGAACUGAAGAAGAAGUAAAUAAAGCCAAAAAAAAUUAUGACGCAUUAUGUCAAACAACAGAAUCUGCAAGAGAUAAAAAUCAAAAAUCACCAAGUGAUAAACAUCAAAGAAGACUCGAGGAAAAAGAAAUUGAAAUGAAUAAUGGAAAAAAUGCAUAUUUAAUUAAAAUAAACAUUGCGAAUCGAUUAAAAGAUAAGUAUUAUUAUCAAGAUAUUCCUGAAAUUUUAGAUUAUUUACAAGAAUUAAAUGAAGAUAGAGUAUCAUUAUUGAAUAAAUUAUUAAGAAAUGCAAAUAUAAUAGAAAGGAAUCUGCUAGAUCGUAUAAAAGAAAAACUUCAUACAAUUGAUAAAACAAUUGAUCAAAAUAAUCCAAAAUUAGAUGUUGCAAUGUUUAUAAAGCACAAUUCAAUAAAUUGGGCAGAACCUCAAGAUUUUUAUUUUAUACCUUGUUCAUUUUGGCAUGAUGAUGAAAGUCUAAUAAUAAAAGAACCAGAACUCACUGAAUUAAAGAGAAGACUAAAUGUUGCAUCCAGGGAAUAUAAUAAUUUUGAAAGAUCAUGUCUUGAUAUAAAACAACUGUUGGAAGAAAGUACAACUAAAAGAAAACAAACAGAUGAAUCAAUAACUUUAAAAUUUGAUGCUGAAUUACAAAGUUCAUUAAGUUUGUUAAAUAAAUUCAUGAAAGAAGAUACAAGUAGAGUUAAAAAUGAAGUUGAAAUUGAAAUUAUACAAAAUUUUGCAGGUGAUAAAGAUUUAAGUUAUACUGCACCAAUAAAAGAGAAAAAAUCAAGAUUCGGGUUUUUGAAAAAAAAAUCAACUCAUAAUGGAGAAGUAACAAAUAAUACUCAUGACGAUAAUUACUCACUACAUACGGUUAAAACAAAUACUUCUGGACACAGUGGAUUGUUUAACCUAAGAAGAAAUAAAACUACAGCUUCAACAUUUAGUGCUGAAACUGUUAAUACCAGCAACGGGAGUUCGACAGCUAAAGCAUUAUAUGCUUAUCAGCCCACUAGUGCUGAUGAAACUGGUAUGACAUCUGGUGAAGAAGUAAGAGUAAUAGAACUAGAUGAUGGAUCAGGUUGGACAUUAGUCAAAAGUGUACAAGGUCAAGGUCUAGUACCAACAUCAUAUAUUGAAAUCUCUCAUGCUCCAACAACUUCAACUACAACAACCCCCAAAAAACAAGCUCCACCAACAGUUGCACCAAAAAGAGGAGCUCGAAGAGUUCAAUAUUUGGAAGCACUUUAUGAUUAUCAAGCUGAUGGAGAAGAUGAACUAAGUAUACAUGCUGGUGAUAGAAUUAUCUUGGUGCAAGAUGAUACUGAAGGUAAUGGGUGGACUGAAGGUGAAUUAAAUGGUGAAAAAGGUAUGUUUCCAACUAGUUAUGUUAAAAGGAUUUAA